Messenger RNA from Neomonachus schauinslandi (Hawaiian monk seal), 1955 nucleotides. RefSeq names its product ectonucleoside triphosphate diphosphohydrolase 8 (gene ENTPD8). Gene Ontology annotation, cellular component: plasma membrane. The coding region runs from base 271 to 1758 and encodes 495 amino acids. Gene Ontology annotation, molecular function: UDP phosphatase activity; GDP phosphatase activity. The transcript is spliced from 9 exons. The record is from RefSeq and is a predicted model, not a curated record. Lineage: Eukaryota; Metazoa; Chordata; Mammalia; Carnivora; Phocidae. Gene Ontology annotation, biological process: nucleoside diphosphate catabolic process.
CCGUCGCCGUCAGCACUGUGCGUCUCGGGCUAGUGCUGUUGCCAGACGAGCCCUCCUGGGCCCUGGCCCCACGGGCCCCUCCGAUGCCCACAACACCCUGGGCAGGUCUGGCUCCCAUGGCAUGGUCUGUGGCCCUGCCCACUGACCCAGCCAGGGUGUGCUGAGCCCCAGGGAGGAUGGGGUGACUCUCCAGGGCGGCAGUGUCUGCAGCAAAGGGAGUCUGGGUGCCCACCGCUGCCCCCCUGCAGCUGCCAGCCCUGCCCUGCCCUCAUGGGGCUGACCUGGAAGAAGCGGGUCCUAACGGCCCUGCUAGGGGCCGCAGCGGCCUCAGGCCUCACCACGCUCAUUCUCCUCCUGGUGGAGGCCACCAGUGUCCUCCUGCCUGCAGACACCAAGUUUGGGAUCGUGUUUGACGCCGGGUCUUCCCACACGUCCCUCUUUGUGUACCGGUGGCCAGCAGACAAGGAAAAUAACACAGGUGUGGUCAGCCAGGCCCUGGCCUGCCAGGUGAAAGGGCCUGGAAUCUCCUCCUAUGCCUCCAAUCCUGCACAGGCUGGUGAGAGCCUGCAGGGCUGCCUGGAGGAGGCACUGGCCCUGGUCCCGGAGGCACGACAUCAGGAAACGCCCAUGUUCCUGGGGGCCACGGCUGGCAUGAGGCUGCUCAGCCAGAAGAACAGCUCUCAGGCAGGAGACAUCUUUGCGGCAGUCAGCCGGGUCCUGGGCCAGGCCCCCCUGGACUUUUGGGGUGCUGAGCUCCUGGCUGGGCAGGCUGAAGGUGCCUUAGGUUGGAUUACCAUCAACUACGUCCUGGGCAUGCUGAUCAAGUACUCCUUCUCUGGAGAAUGGAUCCGGCCUCCGGAGGGGACCCUGGUGGGUGCCCUGGACAUGGGUGGAGCCUCCACCCAGAUCACCUUUGUGCCUGGAGGCCCCAUACUGGACAAGAGCACUCAGGCCACCUUCCGCCUCUACGGCUCUGAGCACAGGGUCUACACCCACAGCUACCUCUGUUUCGGGCGUGACCAGAUGCUGACCAGACUCCUGGCUCGGCUGGUGGAGAGCAGCCCCGGGCCCCUGGUCCGCCACCCAUGCUACCACAGUGGCUACUGGGCCACGCUGUCCCCGGCCACCCUGUAUGAGUCACCCUGUGUCCACACCACACCCCCUCCAGACCUGGCCUGGCACCUCACGGUGGAAGGAACAGGGAACCCUGGGGCCUGCGUCUCCGCCAUCCGGGGCCUCUUCAACUUCUCCAGCUGCGAGGGCCGAGAACACUGUGCCUUCGAUGGGGUCUACCAGCCCCCCGUGCGGGGCCGGUUCUAUGCCUUCUCCAACUUCUACUACACCUUCCACUUCCUGAACCUCACCUCCAAGCAGCCGCUGACCACCGUCAACGCCACUGUCUGGGAGUUCUGCCGGAGACCCUGGAAGCAGGUGGAGGCGAGCUCGCCAGGGCAGGACCGCUGGCUGCGGGACCACUGUGCUUCGGGCCUGUAUAUACUCACACUGCUGCUCGAGGGCUACGGGUUCAGGGAGGAGACCUGGCCCGACAUCGAGUUUCACAAGCAGGCCGGUGGCACCGAUAUUGGCUGGACGCUGGGCUACAUGCUGAACCUGACCGGCGUGAUCCCGGCCGAGGUGCCCGCCCGAUGGCGGGCGGAGAGCUACGGCAUCUGGGAGGCUGGAGUCGUCUUUGCGGUGCUGACUCUCCUGGCUACUCUUGGGGCUGUGGCAGUCCACCUCCUAUGGCCCCAGGGCUAAGCUGGGCUGCCCCAGGCUGGACGGCUGCUCCGGCCAGAGCCUUCCUGAGCUCCUGAGCCCUGUCGGGGCUCCCUGUCCUGAGGGCUCUGGCCCCGUGGGCAGAUGGCCCCACUCGGCCCUCGGGGUGGCUCUCCCCAUCCCGGCCCCCCUGGGUCCCCUUCUCCACCAGGCUUCCCAGGGGGGCGGGUGACUUGGGC